Mastomys coucha (southern multimammate mouse) is the source of this 1067-nucleotide messenger RNA. It is a transcript of the gene Tnfrsf9, whose product is annotated as TNF receptor superfamily member 9. Gene Ontology annotation, biological process: negative regulation of cell population proliferation; apoptotic process. Lineage: Eukaryota; Metazoa; Chordata; Mammalia; Rodentia; Muridae. Gene Ontology annotation, cellular component: external side of plasma membrane. The transcript is spliced from 8 exons. The coding region runs from base 83 to 847 and encodes 254 amino acids. Gene Ontology annotation, molecular function: cytokine binding; signaling receptor activity. The record is from RefSeq and is a predicted model, not a curated record.
GAGCCUCACUGAGCUGCUAAAGAGGCAGAACGUUCUCCGCUGCCCUGAGAUCGCAAGUGCCAGGUGCGUGCGACAUUUCGCUAUGGGAAACAACGGGUACAACAUGGUGGUCACUGUGCUGCUGGUGGUGGGCAUUGAGAAGGUGAGAGCCGCGCAGAACCCCUGUGACACCUGUGAGCCUGGUACUUACUGCAAUAAAUACAGCCGGGUCUGCAAGAGCUGCCCUCCAAGCACCUACUCCAGCGGAGGCGGACGGCCGAACUGUGACAUCUGCAGAGUGUGUGAAGGCUAUUUCAAGUUCAAGAAGUCUUGCUCCUCUACCCACAAUGCGGAAUGUGAAUGCACGGAGGGAUUCCACUGCUUGGGGCCAACGUGUUCCAGGUGUGAAAGGGACUGCAGGCCCGGCCAGGAGCUAACGGAGCAGGGUUGCAAAAACUGUGGCUUGGGAACAUUUAAUGACCAGAAUGGUGCUGGCAUCUGUCGACCCUGGACGAACUGCUCUCUAGACGGACGGUCUGUGCUCAUGAACGGGACCAAGGAGAAAGAUGUGGUCUGCGGACCCCCUGUGGUCAGCUUCUCUCCAGGCACCGCCACUACUGCAGCAGGAGAACCAGGAGGGCGCAUCUUGCAGGUCCUUACCUUGUUCCUGGCGCUGACAUCGGCCUUGUUGCUGGUCCUGAUCUUCAUCAUUGUCCGGUUCUCUGUGCCCAAAUGGAUCAGAAAGAAAUUCCCCCACAUAUUCAAGCAACCAUUUAAGAAGGCCAUUGGAGCAGCCCAAGAGGAAGAUGCUUGUAGCUGCCGAUUUCCGGAGGAAGAAGAAGGAGGAGCAGGAGGCUACGAGCUGUGAUGUACCGCCCUAGGAGAUGUGCCCACCCUCAGGAAACCAAGAAGCACUAGGACCCCAACCAUCCUGUGGAGCGGCACAAGCACUGCCACCACCCUGUUCUUAAACACCGUCCUAGAUGAUGAGUGACACUCACCCCAUCCAAGUCUCUUCUACUGCCAAUAUAUUUGUAUUUAUCAUUUUUAAAUCCUUUUAUUUUACAUUUUAAAUUUUACAUGUGCAA